AUGGCCACGAGCGCCAAGGCCGAGCCGCCCAUGAAGAAGCCCCGGGUCCACGCAGACAAGAGCGCAGCGGCACCGUGUAACUCGGAGGCAGCGACCAGGGCAGCGGCCGCGGUCGACUUCGAUGCUGUUCCCACAAGCAAUACACUUCUGAGUGCGCGGCUCCAACGGGAACUGAGAUCCUUAUGGAGUGCGAGUGGUUCUGCCACGGCGGCGCCUUCCGGCACCAGCGGGCCGUCGAUGGAUCACGGCGCACCGCCCAAGCCUGCUGAUGUGGCCUCCGUUGUGCCGUCCUUCAAGGUCGGCACGCUCGAGAUGUACCGCCGCUUCCCGGAGGCCUACGAUCUGCUCAUGACCCACCACAACUGCACUGCCGUGCGCGACACACUGCUGAAGGACGUGCUGGACCGCAUUGCUCGCACGGCAGGUGUAGAAGCCGUACCAGCGGAUGCCGCCGCGGACGCUGCGGGGCAGCGCACGCAGCCGUGGGUGCGCGUGGCAGACUUUGGGUGCGGUACGGGACGCAUCGAAAGCAUGGUGGCGCAGCACCCCGCCGUUCAGGCGAUCUACGCGUACGACAGCGAGGUGUCGAUGCUGCGGCGCUGUCUGGUAAACACCGUGCGGAGCGCUGCUCAGUCCGGGCACUACCGCUCCGUGAGUCUGCUUCCCGUGGCCGCGUCGGCAGAGAAGAGGAGUGAAAUAAACGAUGCCAGCUUCCCCUCGCACGCGCUGCCGUCACCGCCUGGGGUGUUAUGCGGUGGGGACGAGAGCGAGGCGACGACAUCGACAACAGUCGCAUCGUUACAGUUGUGCGUCCGCCCUGUACCGUUCCAGGCGAUUCAGGCAGGCUUUCUCACGCAGACACGACACCCCCGCUGCUCCCUCGUUGUGUGCGCGUGGUCUCUCUCCUACGUUAUGCGAAUGGAGUGGGGCAAAGACCACUGGCACGCCGCCAUAGACACGGUUGUGCAGUCGCUGCUGAACCUGCUCGACAACACGCGCUCGGAUGCGGCGGUGGUCAUACUAGAGACGCUGGGGAACGGCUCUGCGGAGCCGACACGGCAGAGCACGUACACGCAGCGACUGGAGGAGUAUUUCGGGUUCAAGCGGACGUGGGUGCGCACGGACUACGAGUUCAAGAGUAAGGCCGACGCGGAACGCAUGGUGCGCUUCUUCUUUGGCGAAAAGAUGCUGGCGAAGCUCGCCUCAGACAACGUUCGUAGUGGAGGAGAGCGUGGCGCCGCUGACGGCACGGAGAGGGGUGGCGGUUGUCGCCUCAUGGAGUGCACGGGCAUUUGGACCUACUGGAAGGCGCGAGAGUCGCCAACGGAGCCCCUCAGGGAGUCACGGGAACUCUCUCGCUCAUGA
Molecule: messenger RNA, 1365 nt
Organism: Leishmania mexicana MHOM/GT/2001/U1103
Lineage: Eukaryota; Euglenozoa; Kinetoplastea; Trypanosomatida; Trypanosomatidae
Exons: 1
Coding region: 1-1365 (454 amino acids)
Source: RefSeq, a predicted model, not a curated record